UCGUUUUUCCCCAGGUUUCAUAGGGAGCCUGCCUCACUGCCCCUGGCCCGGCUGAGCAGCCGGGGGGACCCUGCAUAUGCUGCCAGGCUGUUUCCUGCCUCCAACGGGGAGUCUUGUAACCUGCAGCUGGAGUGUGCUGUGCCCUGCAUGUCCCCCCCCAUGGCAGCGUGGUCCCGCCAGGCUGUCCUGAGCCUCUAUCGCACUCUGCUGUGCCAGGGCCGCAGGCUGCGCUACACCGACCGUGAUUUCUACCUUGCCACCAUCCGGCGCGAGUUCCGCAAGAACAAGCAGCUGGAGCAGCUGGAAGACAAGGAGAGACAGCUGGAGAAAGGGCAGGCCUUCCUGCACAGCAAACUGGGGGGGUUGGUUUAGAAAUUUCCCUUCUUCCUCUCUUGCUCGGACCCUGCA
This is a messenger RNA of Alligator sinensis (Chinese alligator), 408 nucleotides long. RefSeq names its product MIEF1 upstream open reading frame protein-like. The transcript is spliced from 2 exons. The coding region runs from base 148 to 372 and encodes 74 amino acids. NCBI's taxonomy places the organism in Eukaryota, Metazoa, Chordata, Crocodylia, Alligatoridae. The record is from RefSeq and is a predicted model, not a curated record.